Lotus japonicus is the source of this 3330-nucleotide messenger RNA. RefSeq names its product putative pentatricopeptide repeat-containing protein At1g17630. Gene Ontology annotation, biological process: RNA modification. The transcript is spliced from 5 exons. Lineage: Eukaryota; Viridiplantae; Streptophyta; Magnoliopsida; Fabales; Fabaceae. Gene Ontology annotation, molecular function: protein binding; RNA binding. The record is from RefSeq and is a predicted model, not a curated record. The coding region runs from base 92 to 2269 and encodes 725 amino acids.
CUAGAUGAGGUAAUAACAGCUUCCACUCUCCAAAUAGUGUUAUUUCUUGUUCUAAUCUCAAUAGAACCUCAGUCCUCAACCCUCAAGCUUCAUGCUCAAUGCAGCCCCUGUGCGCUUCCUCUGUUCUUCCUCUCUACGUUUCCGACCCCAUUUUCUCACUCGUUCAUUCUCCCUCUCCACCGCAACCCACUCCCCCACCGCACCACCACACCCCACCACCGAAGAUUUCUUCAUCACCCUUCUUCAACAAUGCUCCACUCUCCAACAAGCUCGCCAACUCCACUCCCAAACCAUCCUCACCGCCGCGUAUCGCAAACCCUUCUUAGCAGCCAAGCUCAUAGCUCUCUAUGCGCGCUUUGGGUCUGUCUCUCAUGCUCAGAAAGUCUUCAAUGCUGUCCCAUUUGAGCGUCUUGAUCACAUUCCUCUGUGGAAUUCGAUUAUCAGAGCUAAUGUCUCUCAUGGGUACUUCGAAUUUGCUAUUGAAAUUUAUGUUGGAAUGCGAAAAUUUGGAUUUUUCCCUGAUGGGUUCACUCUCCCGUUGAUAAUUGAGGCUUGUUCGCAUCUGGGUAGCUCUAGUCUCUGCAGGAUUGUUCAUUGUCAUGCUUUGGAACUGGGUUUUCGGAAUCAUCUCCAUGUGGUGAAUAAAUUGGUGGGGAUGUAUGGGAAGCUUGGGCGAAUGGAGGAUGCCUGCCAGUUGUUUGAUGGAAUGCCUGUGAGAACUAUUUUGUCGUGGAAUACUAUGGUUUCGGGUUAUGCGUUCAACCAUGAUUGUGUUGGUGCUUCUAGGAUUUUUAAGCGGAUGGAGUUGGAAGAUUUGCGGCCGAAUUCGGUAACGUGGACCUCGCUGUUGUCGAGCCAUAAGAGAUGUGGGCUUUAUGAUGAAACUCUUGAGUUGUUUAAGUUGAUGAGGACUAGGGGAUGUGAAAUCAGUGCUGAAGCGCUAGCUGUGGUGAUAUCUGUGUGUGCUGAUGUGGUUGAAGUUGACCGGAGCAGAGAAAUCCAUGGUUAUGUUAUUAAAGGUGGAUAUGAAGAUUAUUUGUUUGUGAAAAAUGCACUGAUAGACACUUACAGAAAGCAUAAACAUUUGGGGGAUGCACAUAAUGUAUUUUUUGACAUAAAGAACAAGAACCUAGAAAGUUGGAAUGCUUUGAUAUCGUCAUAUGCUGAAUCCGGAUUAUGUGAAGAGGCUCAUGCAGUACUCUUGCAGCUGGAGAAAUCACUUGAUGGUCAUCAGCCACUAAGGCCCAAUGUCAUAAGUUGGAGUGCUGUGAUUAGUGGUUUUGCUUCUAAGGGGUGUGGUGAGGAGUCACUGGAACUUUUCAGGAGAAUGCAGCUUGCCAAAGUAAAGCCCAACUGUGUGACAUUUUCCACUGUUUUGUCAGUUUGUGCUGAAUUAGCAGCACUAAACCUUGGCAGGGAGCUCCAUGGUUAUGCCGUUAGGAAUCUAAUGGAUGACAAUAUUUUGGUCGGAAAUGGUCUGAUUAACAUGUACAUGAAGUGUGGGGAUUUCAAGAAAGGACAUUUAGUGUUUGAUAACAUUGAGGGUAGAGAUCUAAUCUCAUGGAACUCUUUAAUAAGCGGUUAUGGAAUGCAUGGGCUUGGUGACAAUGCUUUAACUACUUUUGAUGAGAUGAUUAAGGCGGGAAUGAAGCCGGACCACGUCACAUUUGUUACUGCUCUAUCUGCUUGCAGUCAUGCUGGACUUGUGGCUGCAGGUCGCAACCUUUUUUAUCAGAUGGUUAGAGAGUUUAGAAUUGAGCCUACUGUAGAGCACUAUGCAUGCUUGGUUGAUCUCCUUGGUCGUGCUGGACUUUUGCAGGAAGCAAAUGAUAUUGUGCGAAACAUGCCAAUUGAACCUAAUGAGUAUAUUUGGGGAGCUCUGCUAAACUCAUGUAGAACGCACAAAGAUACAAAAAUUGUAGAAGAAACAGCAUCACAAAUUUUGACCCUGAACUCACAAAUAACUGGGAGCUUCAUGCUGCUGUCCAAUAUAUACGCAGCAAAUGGAAGAUGGGAGGAUUCCGCCAGGGUUAGGAUCUCGGCAAAGAAAAAGGGUUUGAAAAAAACACCUGGUCAGAGUUGGAUAGAGGUCAGAAAGAAAGUUUAUACAUUCUCAGCAGGGAACAUAGUCCAUUUAGGACUGGAUGAAGUUUAUGUGAUCCUUGAGGAAUUGGCACUUCAAAUGGCGAAUGAAAAUUAUGAACUCAAUAGUUGCUUUAAUCAAGAAUGUAUUUACGACCAAUCAGAGCUCGUACUUGUUGCAAACUGAAAGAUUGGUUCGAGAAAAGUGGGUCUCAAAAUUGUGCACUGUCCUGAUUUUCGAAUAUGCCCUGCGCUCUCCAGGGUCAACCACUGAUUCCUCUGACCAUCCCCCUCACUGUCGAUUUUAUAACUCUUGACAUUCAAAGUCCUUCUCCAAUUACUACAUGACGUGACUUUGCGUAAUGUGGUUGUGUUUUAAACACAAGAUAUCCAAGGGCUGCUGGAGAAUUAUGGCCUCGAGAGGGUUCUUGAUACUCUGGUCAUUGAGUUCACUGUUGAUUACCUGACAAAGCUUCUAGAUAUUUUCAAGAAGGUCUGCUGGAUGCUCAAAUCAGGUGGACUGGCUAUAAUGAGUGGCCUGUGAACUCUUUUGCUGGCACCGAUCGUUUGCUUUGCUUUCGUGGGAUGAAGCUGGUGUCUAUGUAUGGGAAAGAAGAAAGUUGUUUUCAAUGAUGUGCUGAUCCCACCAGAUAGAGUGGUAGAGGAAGCUCAACGAAACGGGUUGCCCAAGGCUUUGCCAUAGCUGUCCCCCCUUUACUAUCUUCCACAGGGGUCACUUGACAAGGGGAUGAGGCUGGAGAGGAAGGGUGGAAACCACCGGCUCAAGGCUCAAUCAAUGUAAACUUUGGCGCCUCCUUUAAGGCGGGAGUAGGAGCAGGGUUUGGGUUGAUAGCACGCAAUGGGUCGGGCCAAGUUUUGGCUAUUGCGACAAAUCUCAUAGUCGAUGUCUCCUCUCCUGUGGUGGCUCAGGCAUAUGCUGCUUUCGGUGGGCUAUUGAACUAACAAUGGAUUUAGGCUUUAGCGGAGUAAUCUUCGAGAACGAUUGCUAGGUGCUUCAUUGUGCGUGGAUUUCAAAGCUGAAUAGCCCUCCGUACCUCUCCUUCAUUGUGCAAGACUAUUGGUUCUUGUCUUUCGGUUUUAACUCUUGUAGUUUUGUUUAUGUUAAGCGUCAAUGUAACGCGGUGGCGACUCUUGUAGAUUUGUUGCCUUACCUGACCACAGAUGUACCUACUUUUUACUAGAUGACAAGCUAAUAAUGCUAGCUUAUCAACUUCUUUUUUAUCUCUC